CCGCUUCUCCACAUCGAGGCCGAGAGAUGGCUGCCCCUCUUCGACAUCGAAGCUUUUCCAUGGCUCGUCUUCGAUCCCUCCGCCCUGAUCUUGCCUCGUUGAUGAGAUCCUUCGCUUCCGAUGCCCUCGUUGAACUGAAGCCCGGCGAGAUCGGCAUGGUCUCUGGCAUCCCCCAAGAGCACCUUCGUCGCAAGGUGAUGAUUUAUUCACCAGCUCGAACUGCAACUCAGCAAGGUUCUGGAAAAGUUGGAAGAUGGAAAAUCAAUUUUAUGUCAACACAGAAAUGGGAGAAUCCAUUGAUGGGCUGGACAUCCACUGGGGAUCCUUAUGCUAAUGUAGGGGAUUCUGCACUUAGUUUUGACAGUGCAGAGGCUGCAGCAGCGUUUGCUGAAAAGCAUGGAUGGGAUUUUGUGGUUAGGAAGCGUCACACUCCUGUUUUGAAGGUGAAAGCUUAUGCAGACAAUUUCAAGUGGAAGGGCCCCCCAAAAUCAGAAGAAAAUUAGAUCUGUCCAUCCAUUUUCAAGCAUUUUUUUCUGCUCCCAUGAAAACAUCAAGUCUAAAAGUUGCUUAACAUGUUCAAUAAAAUAAAAAGAACUUAAUUUGUACCAGAAACAUUACCAUAUACUAUUCCAUGAUAUCCGCAUACC
Molecule: messenger RNA, 647 nt
Organism: Dioscorea cayenensis subsp. rotundata (Guinea yam)
Lineage: Eukaryota; Viridiplantae; Streptophyta; Magnoliopsida; Dioscoreales; Dioscoreaceae
Product: NADH dehydrogenase [ubiquinone] iron-sulfur protein 4, mitochondrial
Exons: 5
Coding region: 27-503 (158 amino acids)
Biological process (GO): electron transport chain
Source: RefSeq, a predicted model, not a curated record